CGAACAUCAAUGGCAUACCAAGACGUGCAUGAUAACGAUCCGGACUUUGAAAAUUUAGGAGAUAAUAUAGAUUAUUCUGAUAGAUUUGUUACCGAUAGAGAAUUUGAUUCUGUAGAUGAUUUACAUACUUGGGCUAAUGAGAUAGCACUAACAAUUGGAUUUCAAUUUACACGUGCUUCAUAUAAAAAAAAAGAAGGGCGUUCUAGAGUGAGUCUGUACUUAAGAUGUCACCGUUACGAUAAAAGAAGUGUUGAUUUGCAUAACUUAGACAAUGCUCCCCGACCAGGUUCCAAAAGUAGGGGUUGUGGGUGUAAAUUUAUGAUUUUAGGAACUAGUCGUAACCCAAAGGAAAGACCUUGGACGGUUAGAGUGUUUCCUGGUGAAAAAGGAAUACAUAACCAUCCGUUCUUCAUGUACAUAGAUGGUCAAAUAAGAGUAAAUAGGAUGACUGUGGAUAUCAGGCAGCACAUACGAGAUCUAAGUGCAACUGGCAUGCAACCAGCAUUUAUAAUGUCUUCAAUUAGAAGAAAUUUUCCUCGUUUUUAUGCUAGUAUGAAUCAAAUUUACAAUGAGAGAUAGUCAAUGAGGAGAGAAGAGAUGGAUGGUAGGACUCCUCUUCAACACUGUCUGUAUAUGGCCACGGAGCAUAAUUAUGUAGUUUGGAGGGACUUGGAUAGUGAGGAUCAGUUGACUAGAUUAUUGAUUGCGAAUCCAACUUCUAUCCAGAUGCUACGUUCGUGGCCCCAUGUUGUGUUGAUAGACACAACGUACAAAACGAAUAAGCAAAAGUGGCCCCUUUGCGAAAUCAUUGGAAUGACGCCAACGAAUCAUAAUUUCUUGGUUGCAUUAUGUUUGAUGCGAGAUGAGGCGGCUGUGUCUUAUUCUUGGGUGUUGGAGAGGUUGAGGGAUAUUUACGGGACAGUGCAGACGCCGGAUGUAAUCGUAACGGAUCGGGAUGAGGGUUUGUCUGCAGCUAUUCAUGCUGUCUUUCCAGAUGUACGACAUCUAUUAUGCGUAUGGCAUAUUGGCAAUGACGUGGAGAACAUGGUCGAUAAAUUGUGUGGCGGCAAGAAAAAUCAACAGGGCCAGUUAUUCAGGCAAACAAAAUGGAACCCCUUGGUUAACAGUAUGACGAUCGCCGAUUUUGAAAACAGAUGGGAAGGGAUUGUGUCCACUUGGUCGACUAGGAACCGGAGAGUCGUGCAAUAUUUGGCAGGAACAUGGAUUCCUCACAAAGAGAAAUUUGUGCGUGCGUGGACGAAUGAUUGUUUGCACUUGGGUAACCAGACUACCAGUAGAGUUGAAAGUCAACACUCUUCCUUCAAGUACUACUUGGGUAGCGGUAAUAGCUCAUUCGAUACGCUGUUUAAAAGGGCGCACGCACAAAUUACGAAUCAACAAUCAAAAAUAAGACAAGCUCUUGAGGAAUCUAAGAAUUCCAUUUCAAGAACGUCGCGACUAAAUUUUCUACGACCGUUGUAUCGUCAUGUUUCUAUAUUUGCCUUGGAACUAUUGAUGAUGGAGCACAACCGGAUGCUAACCCUGGGCAGUUGUCUUUUAGAAAAAUGCGGUUGUGUCAUUCAAAAAACCCACGGAUUACCAUGCGCGUGUUACUGUUACUUGUCUAUCAGGUCUAAUGGUGCUUUGUACUUGGACGAUAUACAUCCGUUUUGGAAAACGUUAAAGUAUUUAGAUGCAGAAGAAGACGCGAACGAAGAAGUACGGCACGCAAACGCCGAUGAUAAAGAGUACUUUCAAUCGUUGGUGGAUGAAGUUUUAAAAUCCGACCCCUCAGUACUACGACGCGUCUCUCAGGUACUUGAACAUGAGCUGCACCCCGAUGGUGACGACAUACCUGAGCCCGAAGCAAGUCCACCGAGGAAAGGAAGACCAAUGACAAGCAGAACCUUGAGGAGAAACAAAAGUGCGUUUGAGUACAGUAGAUCGUCCUCAAGGGGUCGCGGAUCAAGAUCAUCAUCACGCGGGAGAUCCAGUGGUAGAUCAAGCAGCCGGUCGCAUCAAUCGUCAGUUGGAAUUAACUUCAGUUUCAACUUAUCAGAUGGUGCAGCAGGUCGUGAUUUUUCACUUUUUCCGUGGCCAGAUCACAUUCCAUUUAUUCUUCCGCCAUAUCUGUUUGAUUGGAUUGAUGUUAUAGGUGACGGUAAUUGUGGAUUUAGAGCUAUUGCCGCCACAGAGUUAGGGGGUGAGGAAGCAUGGCCUCUGUUACGACGUGCAAUGAGUUUGGAAAUGGAAACGCAUAGAGAACAAUAUGCACGCUUAUAUUUAUCAGCAGAUUCGGUGGAGGAAGCUAUAUUCAGAGUUGGUGCCCACAAUAAAGGACCUGCUCCGUACGAUCACUGGUUGGAAGCGACAACACUGUAUUCUGCAGCAACAUUUUUAAACAUAGCAAUUGCGUAUUAUGGCUCUGCGGAUGGUCAUCCAAUGUACAAUUGUUUAGUGCUUCCUUUAAGAAGAACAGGGGGAAUGCAUGGCGUAAAUAAACUUAUACAUAUUCAUUGGAAAGACAAUAUCGUAAUAGGAUAUCACUUUGGAGUAGAAUGUGCAACAUACAACGACAACAGCAUAAUAACACCGCCGGAGACGCGGUGA
Messenger RNA from Amaranthus tricolor (Joseph's coat), 2610 nucleotides. Its product is annotated as PKS-NRPS hybrid synthetase cheA-like. Lineage: Eukaryota; Viridiplantae; Streptophyta; Magnoliopsida; Caryophyllales; Amaranthaceae. The transcript has 5 exons. Gene Ontology annotation, biological process: regulation of DNA-templated transcription. Bases 583 to 2610 code for a protein of 675 amino acids. The record is from RefSeq and is a predicted model, not a curated record.